AUGGCUACACAAACGACUCUAGAAUUGCAGGAGCGAUCGCGACGUCGCUCUAUUAAUUCUGGCAACGAUAUCCAGACCCCGACUCCUGCUACAAUUGCAGCUGGCUCUUCGUACUUUCCCGACCUCGAAGGCAAACGAGUGAACUGGCAUGAGCUGCUCGAAAUUUCAACACUUCCAUCUACACCUGCCGGAGCUCGAACGCCGGCAGGAGCAUCAACACCAGGCUGGACAACUCCAGGAAAUGCGACACCAGGAUGGCAGACUCCAGCCGGUGCAUCAACACCAGGCUGGGCGACGCCGAGAUCGACUCAAGCUCGCCAUUUACUCACAGAGAUUGCAUAUCCUGAUGUUGGCACAAUUUACUCGUGGCGAGGUAUUAUUAUUUUGUUGAUCACAUGUGGCUCUCAACUCAUGGAUAAUAUCUUUAUGACGGCUGUUAAUCUUUCUUUGCCAUCUGUGCAAGCGGAGUUUGAUGUUUCGUCUGGCGACCUUCAGUGGCUGCUCUCGGCAUACACUCUUACUUUUGGAGGUUUCCUUCUCUUCUCGGGAGUCUUGGCCGACCGCUAUGGCAGGAGACAGGUCUUCUCCAUUGGUAUGGGUGUGCUAUCGGUCUGGACUCUAGCCAACGGCUUCGGAGAAUCUUUCAUUCAACUAGCCAUUUUCCGGGCUCUUCAAGGUGUUGGUGCUGCAAUGACAGUUCCCUCCUCUAUUGGCAUCAUCAGUUCUCACUUCGUCGCCACAGAGCGUAUAGUCGCCUUGACGAUGUUUGGUGCAUCCGGCGCAGUAGGUUUCUGCGCAGGCCUCAUCUUUGGUGGCUUUGUGACCGAUUCUUUGGGCUGGCGCUACAUCUUUCGCAUUGCCGUUGCGGUUACUGGACCGCUGGGUAUCAUGGGCUGGUUCAUGCUGCCUAAAGACCGCACAGAAGGUACUGCGCGACCGAAGCUGGAUUUCGUGGGUGCAGGUCUAUCGACUGGUGGUCUGAUUCUGCUAUCUUUCGUUCUUUCGAGUGGAGGAGAGUAUGGCUGGAACAAGGCAUUCAUCAUCGCUUUACUGGUCAUCUCAGUCAUCAUGAUCUGUGUAUUUGCGUACGUCGAANAGAAAGUCAGCAAUCCGAUUAUGCCGCUCUCGCUCUGGAAGAUUCCAAACUUUGCUCCGCUCUGGAUAGCAGGAUUUGUGCUUUACGGAAGCUAUCAGACAGUCAUCUACUAUGUGGUCUUGCAGGCACAGGAGAUAGCCCACCUUUCCGCUGGCGCAACAGCAUUGCGGUUCCUACCUAUGGGCGCUGCUGGCUUCACUACAAAUAUGGUUCUGGCCAAGUGGAUGAAGCACAUGAACACUCGAUACUUGAUGCUUUUAGGCAUGCUUAUAACCACUCUUUCGCCCAUCCCCGCUUCCUUGAUGCCGGCUUCCUCACCAAGCUUCUGGAGAUACAUUUUGCCGACUUCGGUUAUGGUCGUUGUUGGUGUUAGUAUUUGCUAUAUCUGCAUUACUAACAUCAUGCUGUCUUCUGUUCCUGCAAACGUCAAGAGUUUGUGCGGUGGGCUGGUCAAUACGGCGUUCCAGAUCGGGAGUGGUGUUAGUCUUGCUUUGGCGGCUGCGGUAGUGGAUGCGGUGGAUGUCAAGAAGGGACAGGAUGCUAGUAAGCAGUAUCAGACAGGCUUGUAUUGCUGUAUUGGAUUGUCUGGACUGGGUCUUGUGGUUUCGGCGGUCGGAUUGAGGAAGAUGAGUGGAAGUGCUGGCGGGGCUCAGGUGCACUGA
Messenger RNA from Aureobasidium vineae, 1758 nucleotides. The record is from the annotation of a GenBank genome assembly. Lineage: Eukaryota; Fungi; Ascomycota; Dothideomycetes; Dothideales; Saccotheciaceae.